Molecule: messenger RNA, 1684 nt
Organism: Callithrix jacchus (white-tufted-ear marmoset)
Lineage: Eukaryota; Metazoa; Chordata; Mammalia; Primates; Cebidae
Gene: NKX6-2
Product: NK6 homeobox 2
Biological process (GO): regulation of transcription by RNA polymerase II; cell differentiation
Cellular component (GO): nucleus
Molecular function (GO): RNA polymerase II cis-regulatory region sequence-specific DNA binding; DNA-binding transcription factor activity, RNA polymerase II-specific
Source: RefSeq, a predicted model, not a curated record
GCUCCGACCGGCCCCGGAGCCGCCGCCGCCCGCCCGCCCCCCGCAUCUGAGCCGCCCGCCUGCGCCCCGCGCCGCGCGCUGCAGCCGACGCCCGCCGGGCCGCGCGCAAACUUCCCGGGCCGGCGGGCAGGGGGCGGCGGCGGCGGCGGGGCCCGGAUGGGAGCCCGGGCCGGCGGCGGCGGCGCCCAUGGACACUAACCGCCCGGGCGCGUUCGUGCUGAGCAGUGCCCCGCUGGCCGCGCUGCACAACAUGGCCGAGAUGAAGACGUCGCUGUUCCCCUACGCGCUGCAGGGCCCGGCCGGCUUCAAGGCGCCCGCGCUGGGCAGUCUGGGCGCGCAGCUCCCGCUUGGGACCCCGCACGGCAUCAGCGACAUCCUGGGCCGGCCGGUGAGCGCGGCGGGCGGGGGCCUCCUGGGAGGCCUGCCCCGACUCAACGGGCUCGCCUCGUCCGCCGGCGUCUACUUCGGGCCCGCGGCCGCCGUGGCGCGCGGCUACCCCAAGCCCCUGGCAGAGCUGCCGGGGCGCCCGCCCAUCUUCUGGCCCGGCGUGGUGCAGGGCGCACCCUGGAGAGACCCGCGUCUGGCCGGCUCAGCCCCGGCCGGCGGGGUCCUGGACAAGGACGGGAAGAAGAAGCACUCGCGCCCGACCUUCUCGGGCCAGCAGAUCUUCGCGCUGGAGAAAACCUUCGAGCAGACCAAGUACCUGGCGGGCCCGGAGCGCGCGCGUCUCGCCUACUCGCUGGGCAUGACCGAGAGCCAGGUGAAGGUGUGGUUCCAGAACCGCCGGACCAAGUGGCGCAAGCGGCACGCGGCGGAGAUGGCGUCGGCCAAGAAGAAGCAGGACUCGGACGCAGAGAAGCUGAAGGUGGGCGGCUCGGACGCGGAGGACGACGACGAAUACAACCGGCCCCUGGACCCCAACUCGGACGACGAGAAAAUCUCGCGGCUGCUCAAGAAGCACAAACCCUCGAACUUGGCGCUGGUCAGCCCGUGCGGCGGCGGCGGCGCGGGGGACGCCUUGUGAGGACGCGCGGGGCGGGGGCGAGUUUAUUUUUGCAGAAGCCGGCAGCGUCCCCGGGGGGGCGCGGGGCGCGGGCCGUGUGUCGGGGCCGAGUCGCUUUGUAUCAUCAAUAAAUUAUUUAACUGGUCCCGGUCGGAGCCGCGGCUCCGGAGCCUGCACCGCGUGUUUCUUCGUCUUGGACCUGGAGCUCCGCUGCCCCGGCUUCGCCCCUGCGGGACCCGGGCUUCCUUCGGGCGCGCGGCGGCCUCGGGUUCUCCGUGCGGAGGCUGCGGGCCCCUGGCCGGGGCGAGGAGCCGUGAAGGCGCGCGGGGCAGGGAAGGGCUCGGCCCGCGGGGAGGAACCAGCGACAGCCGCCGGGAGCCAGCGCCACGGAGCCGGGGACGGAGCGCGCGCCCCGCAGCAGGAAGCAGACCCUCAGAAUGACCAACAGCCGAAAGCCGUGGGGCGGACUCCGUGCUGGAACUGUGGCCGCGGAGCCUGCGACCACAGCAGGGACACGGACAGACCCGGUCCUUCCGCCAGGAACACGUUCGGCAGCGGACCCCAAAUCACUUGCAACGGUAGCGAUUAGACAAAAACAUCCACCUAAAUGCCUUCGCCGGCCAGGAACUCUGUAGUGUUCUAAAGUAAAAUCAAUAAAACAUACGUGUGUGUGUCUCAUCA